CUCCAAAAACCUCAGUUCCCCCAAGCUACCUCUUUUCCAAUUGUUUGUUUUACAUUCUAGUUGGCCCUCAUCCACAUCCUUGAUACCGACAAGCUCGCAAUUCCUCUUGAAUUCCGCAAGUGGCAAUUGCCGACAUAAGCCAUUAUCGAAUAAAUUCCUGUCCACAUCACUCACCCCACUGCUGCUCACAGCGAUACUGGCCGCCAAAAAGACGAUACUCGGCCCGUCAGGGCUGCUCUGUGUGCCCCAUUGACAUAUAAGAGCGUCAAAAAAUGCAGAGCACAUGGCUCAGAGCGGCCAGCUCUGCCGGACGGGCCAUUCGUUCUACUCAGCUUAGCCAAUUGCCUCGUUCACACCAACUGAGACGGCUCCAGAACUUUCCUGUCUCACGUGGUCUCCUCCCACUGUUCUCAAGGCGAGCAUUUUACUCCACCUCCGCAAAUGAUGUCCUGGAAGUCGAGCCGAACCCAAACGAGCCUAUUAAGGCGUACGAACCCCUUGACACUUUCCCGCGCCGUCAUAUUGGCCCGUCUGCGGCUUCAGUAGAGCAAAUGCUCAAAGUGCUUGACCCUCCAGUCAAGACUCUAGAUGAUUUUGUGAAACAGGUCAUUCCACCGAACAUUCUCUCGUCCAAGCCGCUUAAAAUCCAGUCCACGGUCCGCAGUUUCCCGCCUCAUUUCUCAGAGCAUGGUGUGCCUGAAAGCAAGCUUAACUUCGCCGUCGGUAGAAUGAUGGAAAACAACCACAAGAAUAUAAAUUUUAUGGGUUGCGGGUACUAUGGCACACACGUCCCUGCCGUAAUUCAGAGAAAUGUGCUGGAGAAUCCAGCAUGGUACACGAGCUAUACGCCAUACCAGCCAGAAAUAAGCCAAGGCAGACUGGAGUCCCUGCUCAACUUUCAGACCAUGGUAUCCGACCUAACGUCACUCCCAAUCGCAAAUGCCUCAGUUCUCGACGAGCCCACCGCUGCGGCCGAAGCUAUGACACUCUCCCUCGGUGCAUUGCCUCUUUCUCGACAGAAGCGCACAAACAAGACAUAUCUUGUGUCUAACAUGUGCCACCCCCAUACAAUUGCUGUUCUCCACUCGCGCGCCGAAGGAUUUGGUAUCACGAUUGAAGUCGAUGACGUUUUGGCGGAUGGUUGCAAAAGAGUUGAGGAACUUGGUGACGAUCUGGUUGGCGUCUUAGUCCAAUAUCCUGACACCGAAGGAGGAGUGGAAGACUUCCGUGGCUUAUCCGAGAAAGUGCAUAAGCACGGUGCGAGUUUGAGUGUAGCUACAGAUCUUCUAGCUCUGACCGUUCUAACUCCGCCUGGUGAGUUUGGCGCCGAUGUCGCUUUUGGGAGUUCCCAACGCUUUGGCGUGCCUAUGGGUUACGGUGGGCCGCACGCUGCCUUCUUUGCGUGUACCGAACAAUACAAGCGGAAGAUUCCCGGGCGGCUGAUUGGUCUCUCCAAAGAUCGACUUGGAGAUCCCGCAGCAAGGCUCGCACUACAGACUCGAGAGCAACAUAUUCGCCGCGAGAAGGCGACGAGCAACAUUUGUACAGCCCAGGCUUUACUGGCAAACAUGAGUGCAUUCUAUGCCAUUUAUCACGGUCCAAAUGGCCUCACAAAUAUUGCAAGAAGCGUCAUUGCCAAGGCUAGGCACAUUCAAGACGCUAUUAUUCAAUUGGGAUAUCGAACUGGCCAACGGGGGCGACUAGACAAUGCACCUGUCAAUUUCGAUACGAUUGUGGUCAACACCAGCGACAAGACGGUGGAAUUGCUUCAAAGAAUGGAAACAUAUUCAAUACAAGUACGACAAUUCGACCAAAAUCAUAUCGGCAUUACAGUUGACGAAACUACGACCACCCGUGAAGCACGCCUUCUCCUAGAAGCCUUUGGGUGGAAGGGAAGCUCUAAAAUUUUGGAUCAACUGCUAGUGGAACUAAAACCUCCCCCUGUUCCGUUUAGAAGAUCGAGCCCGUUUCUCACCCAUCCGGUCUUUAAUUCCCACCAUUCCGAAACUGAACUCUUACGAUACAUUCACCAUCUGCAAUCCAAAGACCUCUCACUCGUUCAUUCGAUGAUACCGCUAGGAUCUUGCACAAUGAAAUUGAACGCCACAACGGAGAUGGCGCCACUGUCCUUGGCUGCAGUGUCGGAAAUGCACCCAUUUACGCCGGCUAGCAAAGCCAAAGGGUACACGAUGCUUAUACAACAAUUAGAGGAAGAUUUAGCAAGCAUAACUGGCUUCCACUCAGUCUCAGUGCAACCUAACUCUGGCGCCCAAGGCGAGUUCGCUGGAUUACGAGUAAUUCGAAAGUACCAGGAACAGCAGUCAGAGAAGAAGCGAGAUAUCUGCUUGAUACCGGUUUCAGCCCACGGAACCAAUCCGGCAAGUGCAGCUAUGGCUGGAAUGCGGGUUGUUCCCAUCAAAUGCGACACGGCUACCGGAAACUUAGACAUUGAGGACCUGAAAGCCAAGUGCAAAAGACACAGUGAAGAGCUCAGUGCCAUCAUGAUCACCUACCCCAGUACCUUUGGCAUAUUCGAGCCUAAGAUUAAGGAAGUGUGCGAGCUCAUCCACCAACACGGAGGCCAAGUGUACAUGGAUGGAGCGAACAUGAACGCACAGAUUGGGCUUUGCUCUCCAGGGGAGAUUGGAGCCGAUGUAUGUCACCUCAACCUGCAUAAAACAUUCUGCAUACCACACGGAGGAGGCGGGCCUGGUGUCGGACCCAUUGGAGUGAAAGAGCAUCUUGCCCCUUUCUUACCAGGUCACCUGUAUGCUAACGUGGGAGGUCAAAACGCAAUUCCCCCUAUCAGCGGGGCUCCGUGGGGAAGCGCAAGCCUGCUGCCUAUCAGCUGGGCAUAUAUCAAGAUGAUGGGCUCAGUCGGACUAACACAAGCCACCAAAGUCGGCCUCCUAAACGCCAACUAUAUCCUCUCCCGCCUCCGACCGCACUACCCCAUACUCUACACUAAUGAAAAUGGCCGCUGCGCCCACGAAUUCAUUCUCGAUGUCCGAAGAUUCAAAGAGACGGCUGGCAUCGAAGCUAUUGACGUUGCCAAGCGCCUCCAGGACUACGGAUUUCAUGCCCCCACGAUGUCAUGGCCUGUCGCCAACACGCUUAUGAUUGAACCUACUGAGUCGGAGAGUAAGGAGGAGCUCGAUCGUUUCUGUGAUGCGCUGAUAUCAAUCCGGAAAGAGAUCGAGGCGGUGGAGAAGGGUGAGCAACCGAAGGAAGGAAACGUGUUGAAGAUGGCGCCGCAUUCACAAAAGGAUUUGAUAGUUGGGGGGUGGGAUCGUCCGUAUAGUCGAGAGAAGGCGGCGUAUCCGUUGCCGUAUCUCAAGGAGAAGAAGUUCUGGCCCUCGGUCACAAGAUUAGAUGAUGCUUACGGCGAUACGAAUCUCUUCUGUACUUGUGCACCUGUCGAGAGUCUUGAGGACUUGACAGGUGAAGCUGCUCCCACCUCCACAUAAUUUAUUCUCUACGUGGGUGGGCAAAGCAACUUGAGCAGCCCAAAAGUGGCAACGGCAGCAUUAGGCGUUUGGCAUUUCUUUUCAACAGCAAGCCAGCCAGCG
This is a messenger RNA of Lindgomyces ingoldianus, 3569 nucleotides long. Its product is annotated as glycine dehydrogenase. NCBI's taxonomy places the organism in Eukaryota, Fungi, Ascomycota, Dothideomycetes, Pleosporales, Lindgomycetaceae. The record is from RefSeq and is a predicted model, not a curated record. Gene Ontology annotation, cellular component: mitochondrion; glycine cleavage complex. Gene Ontology annotation, biological process: glycine decarboxylation via glycine cleavage system. Gene Ontology annotation, molecular function: pyridoxal phosphate binding; glycine binding; glycine dehydrogenase (decarboxylating) activity. The transcript is spliced from 2 exons. Bases 273 to 3467 code for a protein of 1064 amino acids.